CAGAUUAUUGAUUCGUUAUUACUCCGGCUGCUUAAACCAGUCGAUGGCGAUCGACUUUUUUUUGCUAUGGGGGACGGGAAGGUAUCGAGAUUCUCGAUCCUUGAAUUUGCCAUCAUUACAGGCUUGAGUUGUAUUGGAGAAGAAGCGAGAGCCCGUAUUAUACCAAAUAAAAGAUUAUUGUAUUUAUAUUUUGGAGGUAAAGGGCCGGUUACACCACCACAGUUUGAUGAUACAUUUAGGAGAUGCGAUCACAUGUUAGAUAAGCUGAAGCUAGGAUUGGUGUAUAUACAGGAGAGUAUAUUGAGCUGUCGACAUCGUAGGACGUCGAUUGACAUUUUUUCAUUGGAUGUUAUUGAUAAUAUCGAUGCUUUCAACAGCUUUCCAUGGGUUGAGAUGUUACACCGAUACUCUCCACGUAUUCAGGAGGAUACAUACUAUGCCAAAAUCGGAGAGGGGCGACCGCAAAUAUGAUGUAUAUGGCUUUUGCAUGGCUUUGCAGUUGUGGGCAUAUGAAGCUAUCCCUGCUUUGGGUAGCAAAUGGGCGAUCAGAAGGGAGACUAGCUACCUACGAAUGCUUCAUUGGCGAGCACAUGAGAAGCCAUCGGCUAAAGAUUUGACAGCUAUCCUCGACGAUCCUCAGCUCGAGGUUCAUGCCGAGUUGGUUGUUUCAAUGGAAGAGGAGGAUCAAAUAUAUGUACGUGAAUUACAUGUUCGAUCUAUUGAAAAUGAUCCAGUGUUUGAGUCCGUUCCGGAUAGAAAUAGGGUACGUUUAUUUAAGAUCAUUAUUUAUUCUGAUUUAUAAUAUUCAUAUGUGAAUUAUUAAUAUUAAUUGUCUUCUCUGUGUAGGAGCAUCAUCCAGUAGAACGACGAGCACUUCCACGUAGGAGAUCUCCUUCACCUCCACCGAUGAGAUCUCCGUCGCCUCCACCGGUGAGAUCACCUCUACCGCCAUUAUCACAUUCUCCGAGGAGAUCUCCGUCUCCCGCACCCGCCCACCUUCCACGUGGAUCACCUGCACCCAGUCAGACCCAUCAUUCAGAUAAUUUCUUUGCACGCAUGACUGGUAUUAUUAGAGAGGAGUUGGGAACGAUGCGACAUGAUUU
Messenger RNA from Olea europaea var. sylvestris, 1103 nucleotides. RefSeq lists its product as uncharacterized. The record is from RefSeq and is a predicted model, not a curated record. The transcript is spliced from 3 exons. The coding region runs from base 347 to 802 and encodes 151 amino acids. NCBI's taxonomy places the organism in Eukaryota, Viridiplantae, Streptophyta, Magnoliopsida, Lamiales, Oleaceae.